Eurytemora carolleeae is the source of this 690-nucleotide messenger RNA. RefSeq lists its product as uncharacterized. The record is from RefSeq and is a predicted model, not a curated record. NCBI's taxonomy places the organism in Eukaryota, Metazoa, Arthropoda, Copepoda, Calanoida, Temoridae.
UGUUAACAAGGAGUAUGAUAAUCAAAUCGCAGUAUCUCUUGCUUUCCUCUACAUUCUUUACUAUGCUCUGACAGGUAUAUCUAGAAGGGUCAGCCUAGACAGUUAUACCUUGAAGGGUCAGAGUAGACAGUUUUUAGAAGAGAGUUAUACUGGUCGUGGGUUAGCUUAUCAUACUUGUAAAGUUUCAGGCCUACCAAGUGGAUGGGAUUUGCCUUUGUUUCUGUUGUUUUAGUUUACUAUCUAAUCAGAGAGACUCCCAGUGAUACAUUAUCUGAAGAUGCUUCUACUCCUGGUGCAAGAUAUUUACCAGCUAAACCUAGGGUCUGGAUAUCUAUGGGUAUAUGCUGGGGUCAAAAUGCUCAAGUUCAUGGAAAAAAAGAAUUUCCAUACAAAGAAGCGGCUCUCAGGUCUGUGUCUUUGUGGUCCAAGCUUACAGAAGCUCAGCCUAUACUUCAGAUCUCCUAUACAGAAUCCAUAUCCCCAGAACUUCUGGAUUACAAAAAAGGUCUAGAGGUGAAUGGAGCUUUCGUUUACUUCAACAAAACAAAUGAUCUACCAUGUGUACUCUCCUCCCAACUUACUAGGAUGUUAGCAUACAAGCUUGAUAUUGUAUCACCUAAUGAUAUCAUAAUAACCGCUGAUGUUGAUGCAUUUGUUGGAACCCCUCAUAUACUGGAUCCCCUAAACCAG